Molecule: messenger RNA, 969 nt
Organism: Pochonia chlamydosporia 170
Lineage: Eukaryota; Fungi; Ascomycota; Sordariomycetes; Hypocreales; Clavicipitaceae
Exons: 1
Coding region: 1-969 (322 amino acids)
Source: RefSeq, a predicted model, not a curated record
AUGGAACACCGAGAUCUUUGGCCGGGCCGGGAACCCGAACCCGAACCCGAGCCUGAGCACCUAGGACAUCUACCAACAACCCAGCACGUCGAGCUCCCUGCGCGCCAGCUUCCGUCAUCUUCCACUCUACCAAUACCUUAUACUCUACCAAUAUCUGAUAGACGAUGCAUAGAACUCGGGGCAAUAUCGGACUCGCGAAGACCAAAUCUUUACCUCCGCCAAAGAUGGACACAGCCCAUAGAAUCCCUUGUGCAACGACUGAGAAACCAUUCGCUGAGGUCUCGGGGCAGCUACGCUGAUGCUCGAUCCGACUCUACCAAUAUGCCGGUUUUGCGGCACCACGGGAGAAUAUUCCGAGCGUUACGACGGAGCGACCAUGACUUGAUGGAUUUCGACCAACAUCAGGAUGUAGUGAGGAUACCGCCGACAUUAGUCAAGGCACCUGCUGAGACACCGCCGUUGGGCAAUCAGACACCGUCCAGUGCUUCGAGCACUCUCACACACUAUCAUCAAUUCCAGGCAGCAGCACUACAGCCGGAAAGUCAAGUACCACCAACUACAGCUCACAUUACCUCAAUGCGAAUAAUUACGGAGGUUGCUGAGACCCACAGUCACGGCCCCCUGGUUGAGGUUGAUUCAAAACCUGAUCUGGGUUGUGACGAUCUCGACCUCGAUGAAGGGUACGGCGAUGGAACUGACGACUUUGCAUGGACAAACGAUGGCCGCAGUCUCAUUCAGAGUCUUGCCAACCAUGCUCGGAAGAGUGGAGCUUUAAAGUACAGAACAUCUGCAGAGGCUGCGAUGGAGUGCUCUCAAAUUGUGCACAAGGUUCCUCGGAUGCGGAGGCGGCGACACAAGAAGAACCAGACAAGACUCCGAGCAUCCUCUACAGCAAGCACCUGCGCAUUUGACAGCCAAAACUUCACCUCCAGUAUUGGUGUCAAUGAAAGGGUCCAAUUGGAUUCCUGA